CCUAGUGGAGACAGGGACUGACAGAUUCACUGGCCAAUCAGGACCUCCAUGAAGCCCUCCAGUCAGAAGAGGAGGAGGGUGCUUCCGGGAAUCUCCUUUUCAGUGUCCGUGCACUUUAGCCCCUAUUAGAAGUCUGGUGUGUUGUGCUUUGACUUAGCUGCUGCGUACCGAGGGAACGUAGGCAAGCUCGGAAGUUGCAACAUGGCCAGGAUAUUCUCCCUGCCCACAAAGAAGGCAGUUACCUAUGAGGAUGUGCAUAUCAACUUUACUCGGGAAGAAUGGGCUUUGCUGGAUCCUUCCCAGAAGAGUCUCUACAGAGAUGUGAUGCUGGAGACCUACGGGAACCUCACUGCUGUAGGCUAUUACUGGGAAGACCACGGUAUUGAAGAAUAUUGUCAAAAUUUUAGAAGAAAUGGAAGGCAUCUUCACUGGAAUGAAAGAAUUCAGACUGGAGAGAAAUCCUGUGAAGGUGUACAACACAAAAAAGUGCUUGCAAGUCACAAUGAUCGUCAUACACAUAAAAGAACACUUACUGAAGACUUUGUAUACUAUAGUAGUGUUCAAAUAAAUAGAGGAACAGAAAUAGGAGGGAAACCUAAUGUUUUUAACCCGUGUAGUAAUGCUUCUGUAUGCCACGGUCAUCUGCAAUGCCAUAAAAGAAGACAUAGUGAAGAGAAACCCUAUGAGUGUAACCAAUGUUGUAAAGCCUUUGCAUGUUACAGCACUCUGCGAAGCCAUAAAAGAACUCAUACUGGAGAGAAGCCCUAUGAAUGUAACCAGUGUGGUAAAGCUUUUUCUAGACACAGCUAUCUUCAAAACCAUAGAAGAAAGCAUACUGGAGAGAAACCCUAUGAAUGUAACCAAUGUGGCAAAGUGUUUGCAUGUCACAGAACUCUGCAAAGCCAUAAAAGUACUCAUACUGGAGAGAAGCCCUAUGAAUGUAACCAAUGUAAUAAAGUCUUUGCAUGGUACAGCACUCUGAAAAGACAUAAAAGAACACAUACUGGAGAGAAGCCCUAUGAAUGUAACCAGUGUGGUAAAGCUUUUUCUAGACACAGCUAUCUUCAAAACCAUAGAAGAAAGCAUACUGGAGAGAAGCCCUAUGCAUGUAACCAAUGUAAUAAAGUCUUUGCAUGGUACAGCGCUCUGAAAAGACAUAAAAGAAUACAUACUGGAGAGAAGCCCUAUGAAUGUAACCAAUGUAAUAAAGUCUUUGCAUUGUACAGCACUCUGAAAAGACAUAAAAGAACACAUACUGGAGAGAAGCCCUAUGAAUGUAACCAAUGUGGUAAAGCUUUCUCUAAUCACAGCCAUCUUCAAAGCCAUAGAAGAAGGCAUACUGGAGAGAAACCCUAUGAAUGUAACCAAUGUGGUAAAGCCUUUGCAUGUUACAGCACUCUGCAAAUCCAUAAUAGAACACAUACGGGAGAGAAGCCCUAUGUAUGUAACCAAUGUGGUAAAGUCUUUGCAUACCACAGAACUCUGCAGAUCCAUAAAAGAACACAUACUGGAGAGAAGCCCUAUGCGUGUAACCAUUGUGGUAAAGUCUUUUCAUUUCACUCUAACCUGCGACGCCAUCAAAGAACACACACUGGAGAGAAGCCAUACUCAUGUAACUUGUGUGGUAAAGUCUAUGCCCAUCACGGUGCUCUUCAAAGGCAUAAAAGAUUACAUACCUAAGAGAAGCCCUAUUCAUAUAACCAAUGUGGCAAAACCUUUGCUAAUCAUGGCUAUCUUCAAAGCCAUAAUAGAACACAUACUGGAGAGAAGCACUAUAAAUGUAACCAAUGUGGUAAAGCCUUUGCUCGUAACCAACAUCUUCAAAGGCAUGAAAGGACACAUACUGGGGAGAAGCCUUAUGAAUGUAACCAAUGUGGUAAAGCCUUUGCUCAAAGCAGCCAUCUUCAAAGACAUAAAAGAACACAUACUAGAGAGAAGCCCUAGGAAUGUAACAAUUGUGGUAUUUCAUGUGGCUUUUCAUGGCAUACCAAUCUGCAAGUCUAUAAAAGAGCAUAUACUGGAGUGAAGCCCUAUGCAUGUAAGCAAUGUGGUAAAACCUUUGCCCAUCACAAUGAUCUUCAAAGUCAUAAAAACAUACUGGAGAGAAGACCUAUGAAUGUAACCACUACUGUAAACCCUAUGCAUGUCAUAGCAGUCUGCAAAGCCAUAAAAGAACUCUAAUACUAGAGAUGAUAAGCCCUAUACAUGUGACUAACAUACUAAAACCUUUUCAUUUCAUAACAGUCUGCAAUCAAAAGAACUCAUACUGGAGAGAAGCCCUGUGUAUGUAACCAAUGUGGUAAAACCUUUGUUCAUCACAGUCAUCUUCAAAGUCAUAGAAAAAUGCAUACUCGAGAGAAGCCCUAUGCACCUCCAAUGUGGCAAAUUCUAUGCAAAAAUUGAAAUGUUCAAAGUCCUAAAACAAACAUGUACUGCUGAGAAUUCCUGGGAAUGUAAGCAAUGUGAUAAAGCCUUUACAUUUCAUAGCUGUCUGCAAAGCCAUAAAAGAACUCAUACUGGUAAGAAGCCCUAUGCAUGCAACCAAUGUGGGAAAGCCUUUGUACAAAACCCAGAUUUUCAAAGGAAUAAAAAUCACAUACUACUGAAAAUUCCUGUCAAUGUAACCAAUGUGAUAAAGCCUUUGCAAGUUACAGUGAUCUUCCAAAGCAUAAAAGAAUACAUACUAAAGAAAGGCUCAAUUAAUUGUAACAAUAUUCUAACGAUCCUUUCCCUGUCAUGAUCAAAGACAUAAAUGAACACAUACAAGAGAAAAACCCUGUGAAUGUAACCAAUAUCCUAAAUCUUUUGGACAGAUUAGUAAUCUUUAGAGUCAUUAAAAAACAAA
This is a messenger RNA of Rattus rattus (black rat), 2845 nucleotides long. RefSeq names its product zinc finger protein 431-like. Bases 202 to 1680 code for a protein of 492 amino acids. The record is from RefSeq and is a predicted model, not a curated record. The transcript is spliced from 5 exons. Gene Ontology annotation, cellular component: nucleus. Gene Ontology annotation, molecular function: DNA-binding transcription activator activity, RNA polymerase II-specific; RNA polymerase II cis-regulatory region sequence-specific DNA binding. Gene Ontology annotation, biological process: regulation of transcription by RNA polymerase II. NCBI's taxonomy places the organism in Eukaryota, Metazoa, Chordata, Mammalia, Rodentia, Muridae.